AUGGAAUCUUCCUAUCCAAUUUCUAGGUGUCGCAGAAGAUCCAGGCCAGAUUUCAUAGAUAAAGAUAACCCGCGACGAGAGAACUAUACCAUCAAGGACUCGGCAGUCAAUCCAAAGGGCUGGUGCCACCCUGUUUCAAGAAUUUCAAUACCACCAACACGAAGCGAGACUAGUACAUCUUAUCACAAGAAGCAAGACUCUAGGAUGGUAAAGCACAAUAAUCAACGAAAGAAGUCAACGGUUGCUGUCCGCGCUUCCCCUUUAGAACGCCCCCCAACAGAACUGCUAUCCCAGAUUGUUACCAUAUACCUUUCGCAGACCAAUUCCAUUACAACUAUAAUGCAAAUCUGCUGUCGUAUCCGCCAGGUUAUUGCUGGUAUGGCUUCAAUUUGGAGGUGGAUCAUGUUGCUUGGGGCUGACGGCGAGAGUGGUUUCGGUGCAAGACAAAGGACCAACUCGCUUUCAUACUUGAACACGCGCAAGGUGGUCCACUCCAUCUUUGCGUGCAAUGGCCUGCCGACGAGG
This is a messenger RNA of Acaulospora colombiana, 525 nucleotides long. NCBI's taxonomy places the organism in Eukaryota, Fungi, Glomeromycota, Glomeromycetes, Diversisporales, Acaulosporaceae. The record is from the annotation of a GenBank genome assembly.